Spinacia oleracea (spinach) is the source of this 1023-nucleotide messenger RNA. RefSeq lists its product as uncharacterized. The record is from RefSeq and is a predicted model, not a curated record. Lineage: Eukaryota; Viridiplantae; Streptophyta; Magnoliopsida; Caryophyllales; Amaranthaceae. The transcript has a single exon. The coding region runs from base 91 to 681 and encodes 196 amino acids.
GCGAACCGCGGCUUUACAAAAUUUCUCUCUCUUCCUCUUCUUCCACUUUCUAAAUUGAAAAACACUUUUUCUCUUUAAAACCCAGAAAAGAUGGCGGCUUCUUCUGCUGCAAGAAAGUCAAGCGGACCAGUCCUAAGGUCUCAAUCUCCUGCUGGAAGAUUCUAUGGAGGUUCCAAUACGUUGUCGUCUUCUUCAGGCUUCGCUUCUUCAUCUUCCAGCAGUUUCACCUCUCGAAGCUUCCUUCAACGCUCAGCUUCUCCCACACGCGUAAACAUGUACUCCACCGCCUCAUCGCCGUCCGCAGCAGUCCGAUUCAAUUCCGGUUCAAUUUCACCGAGCCGUUCGAUUUCAACUCAAUCGGUGCGACGUCAACCGGCAACGGCGACAACAGGUCAGAAGAAGAGCUGUAUGUGUUCGCCGACAAAUCAUCCCGGUUCUUUUCGGUGUAGCCUUCACAAAAAUUCUCCGAACCGGAAUGUUUCGGUUCAGCCGUACCAGUCGAACCGGCUUUAUGCUCGACGGUCCGCGAUGACGAACUCGCUUGUAAGAAUCGGAACUGUUGAAGGUGAUUUGGUGAGACGAGCUUUGGCUUCUUUGAUUCGUCCUUCUUCGCAUCAGCAGAAGAGAAGAGGCGAUUUUCAGCCGAGAAAAAGCAGGUUAUCAAUGGUGUCGACAAAUUGAAAUUCGCAGUGAGUUAGGGUUUUAUAUAUUUUUGAAAAAAUUGGGGGAAUUUUCUCUGUGAUUGAAGAAUUUGUGAUUCCGGCGGUCGAAGAUUACGCCAGAAGAAAAAUUCAAGACGGACAUUGAACAAAUUGAGAAAAUCUGUGUAUAUAGUAUGGUAUAAUGACAGUAUAAUUACAGUAUGAUCGAAUUAUGAAAUAAUCAUCAAGAAUUUGGGGACAGUAGAACAAGGACUCCUUUAAUUUAGCGCAAAUAACUUCAAAUUUGACAUAUUCAAUCAGAUUCAAUCAUCGAUUGAUAAAUUUGGUUAAGUCAGCAAUGGUGCUAUUACGCCGUCGUUAA